AUGCCUGCGGCAGAACUGGGAGAGGCAUUCGUCCAGCGAUGUCGCAAGAUUUGGUGGUCCAUAUACAUCCUCGACCGACAGAUGAGUUCGCAAAUGGGGGUCCCGCAGUCGAUACGGGACGACGAGAUAACGUGUCAACUCACGCACUUCCCGCGCUCUGCUCAGCGGACUGCAGCGCUCAAGAUGCAGAUCAAGCUUGCACGUAUUUAUGCGGAUAUAGCACGGAGUGUUUACGGCCCGAAAGGCCGCCUUCGCAAGAAAUUUGUUAUUAGUAUCAAGGGGCUGCUCGACGACAUGGCCACGGUCGCAGAGGAGCUUCGCAAUACUUUCCCUCUGCACUCGGACGAGCGGUUUGGCGGCAUCUCAAGAAUGCCUGCACAUUUGCAUUUACUGUAUUAUCAAAAGGCUUUUGAAUCACCCAAGGAGGUGGGGGCGCUGGUAUCGUCUCGCAAGAUCAGACCUCUGUUAACAAUGUCUCUCGAUGCUUCGCAGAAGAUCCUCAACAUUCUCGAAAGCCUGCAAGAUCAAGACUUACUAGAAACGUUCCUUCCCUGGGAUCUCGACUCGCUAUUCGUAUCUACGAUGGUUCUUGUUCUCAUUCGCUUCGUCGACGAUACUCUUUCCGAGAAUAGUUCGGCUUGGUUAAACAAAGCCUUCGCCUUCCUAGACACCAUGACCUCCAAUGGUAACAAAAUAGCCGAGUUCAGGUGCGCUGAGCUGCGCAAGCUGGAAGAGAUGCUCACAGAAUACUCCGCAAACCAAACUCCUCAGCAGUACCCACCACUCCAACCCCUCGCGCCGCUUCCACCCCAACAGCAACAACCGAUUGGGCAACGCCAGCGGCCAGACGGGUUCUUCAUGCCGCCUGACACGCAGUCCCCGCGGACAAUUAUGAAUCCGGAGGCUAUGGGGAUGUAUAAUGCGUUCAGCGAUGAGAGUAGUGGGUUUGGCGAUGAUUUGACGGCAGAUCAGAUCCUUGCUGUGGCUGAGUCGAUGGAUCUCGGAACUACUGACUGGUUCAAUGCCUUUGCGACUAUGGACACGUAUCACAUGGGGGAUCCGCAACAACCCCCGAUUUAG
Didymosphaeria variabile is the source of this 1080-nucleotide messenger RNA. RefSeq lists its product as uncharacterized. Gene Ontology annotation, biological process: DNA-templated transcription. Gene Ontology annotation, molecular function: zinc ion binding; DNA binding. NCBI's taxonomy places the organism in Eukaryota, Fungi, Ascomycota, Dothideomycetes, Pleosporales, Didymosphaeriaceae. The coding region runs from base 1 to 1080 and encodes 359 amino acids. The transcript is spliced from 4 exons. The record is from RefSeq and is a predicted model, not a curated record.